Molecule: messenger RNA, 479 nt
Organism: Hibiscus syriacus
Lineage: Eukaryota; Viridiplantae; Streptophyta; Magnoliopsida; Malvales; Malvaceae
Exons: 5
Coding region: 58-333 (91 amino acids)
Source: RefSeq, a predicted model, not a curated record
CUUCGCCGGUUCUUCCGGUUUCCGGGUGCUAAGCUGCCGCACGAGAAGAAGAAGAAAAUGCCGUCUUUACAAACAGCUCUGCCACCUGAGCUUGCUAACAAUGUCAUCAGACUUUACCGGGAGUGUCUUCGGAGAGCUAAAUAUAUAGGCCACAAGCAACAUAAUACUGCACUGGUUGUUGAUAUGGUGAGACAGCAGUUCAAAAAGCAUAUGCACGAGACAGAUCCCGAGAAGAUUCAGAAGCUGAAGGAUGAUGCUGCAAGGGGAUUAAUUAACCACAUACUCUACGAGUCUGAGAAGCUGUCUGGAAGAAAGUUCAGCAAUAACUCUUGAUAAUUUCAGUUUUUAUUUGAUAAUCAGUACCAGACAGUUUUCACGACUAUUCAACCAAGUAGUAAAGAGAUGCUUGAAUUUUGGGGUCUCUAAUGAUUUUCAUGGUGUCAUGCAUCAUGUUUAAAGAAACUUGCCAUAAUUAUUUA